Molecule: messenger RNA, 747 nt
Organism: Lactuca saligna
Lineage: Eukaryota; Viridiplantae; Streptophyta; Magnoliopsida; Asterales; Asteraceae
Source: the annotation of a GenBank genome assembly
AUGCUGAAAUGGUUUUGUUUCCCUCCCGAAUCCGGCCGCCUCCAAUCUCCCACCUUUUCUUCUUCAACCUUUUUGUCUUCAAUUUCAUCUGCAAUCGACAUCACCAUCACCGCUUUAGCAUCACCACCGAUCGACCUUGCUGUCACCGCUAAACCAACCUUGCAAAUUGAAGAACUUGGAUUCCUUAUGCCUACAGAGAUACAAAGACAAGCUCUACCAAUUCUACUCUCUGGCCAAGAUUGCAUUCUCCAUGCCCAGACAGGUUCAGGGAAAACUUUGGCAUACUUGUUACAGAUUUUUUCAGGAAUUGGGCAUCUUUUUCCUCCUUCCGUGUCAUCUUUUUCCUAUUUUGCCCCUUAUGUUGCUUUGGUGCUGAUGGUGCUGUCAAAACACAAUGACUUUCCUUUGGUUCCAUUAUUUAGUCAUCACCUGGAAAAGGCAAGGCUGCGGUUGUAAGCAUUGAUCCUUGUAGACAAUAUUUGACAAGUGAAGAUGAGGUUGGAUUCAAGGCUAUUAAACUAGAAAACAUGGGCCCAAAUGAGGAAGCGUAUGCCUUGUAUCAGUGCACUGUAAGUGUUGUAAAUAACAACGUAUUUUUCAGUUUGACCAAAUUUUUUAUUUUGUUGUAUAGAUGAUGUUUAUUGUAAUAUUUAUUUUUGGAAAAUGAUGUUUUUGUAAUGUGUUAAGCACUUAGUAAUGUAUUUGACAUUUUGUAGUUUAAUGUAAUGAAUUUUUAUUUCAUUUUGA